Coregonus sp. 'balchen' is the source of this 1454-nucleotide messenger RNA. The record is from the annotation of a GenBank genome assembly. Lineage: Eukaryota; Metazoa; Chordata; Actinopteri; Salmoniformes; Salmonidae.
GUAGCUGCCUCACACACACCACUCCUGCCCCAGGGGAGACUGUAGUGUACUCUGUCCAGGGCUCUCUGGGAGCUCUCUGGGAGAGAGAAUCUGUACCAACCCAAGUAUGGCCCACUCUGCAGCAGGCCUACAGACCACAUUUGAGGAUGAGUGUCCCAUCUGUAUGAGCACCUUGACGGACCCACAUCACCCUGCUGCCUGUUCUCAUGUGUGAGUAACCUCCUUUUUAUUGUCAUAUUAUCUAGUGUUAUAGCACAGCUUGUAGCCUAAUCUGUAACGUAAUUUGUAGCCUGGUCUUUCUGUUUAAAUUGAGUAUUUGAGUAUUGAGUAAUUGAAGUAGGUUCACUUUUACACAGAAGCUACACUGUAGCAGUGAGCUGUGAGCUCCCAGAGCUGAUGGCUAUAACUGUCUCUAACCCCAAAUAGGUCAUUCUCCCUAAUAUAAUUAAUUCAGUGUCUGAACUCUCUCAAAUACGUUUUCUAUGAAUUCUCUAUUUUUGUCAAUAAAGACCAUCAGCACAGUGCAAAGACAAUAGUAUCUGUGUACAAACUUAACAUUGAUGUUUCUUGAGUAAUAUGAUAAACUACUGAGAUGAGCUUGACAUCAAAUUGUUUGUAAAGUAGACUACAGUUUAUUUUAUGGAUGCCUUGUCAAAGAUGAUAUGCUAUGAUUUGACGAAUGACUUUAUACUCUAAGUAAUGAACAGGUUCUUUACUUCCUCCACACCUUCCACUGCUGGUAAAUAACAAUAACAAGUUGCCAACUUUUGGCGAAAGUGAUAGUGUGUCUUUACAUGAGGGGAAUCUUCCCUCACACCACAGAAAAAUCCCCUGACUGUACCAAAUAUUAUACUUAUAUGGCAAUUCCUCUUCUGAGAGAGGUAGCCUAUCAAAAUGUGGAUGAGAGUACUUUAGCCUUUUCCUUUCAAUGUUAUGAUCACUGUAGUCUGGAUUUAUGACAUAGCUGCAGUGUUAGGAAAUAGGUUCUUGUAGGUUUGAUUCUUCCUGUAAGUGUAUACUUCAUGACUGAAGAAUGUGCCCACUGUAUCAGUGGACCAUUACCACAAUGAUGCAUGUUGCUUAUGCAUUUAACUGAAUGAUGCACUGUGUGUGUGUGUGUGUUGCAGGUUCUGCCGACUAUGUCUGACGUGUUCUUUAAAGUGGUUACCCCACUGCCCUGUGUGCAGAGCUAAGGCGCGGGUUGAUGACAUAAUGCCUGCUGGUGCCACUGAUGUCACUUUCAGAGUCCAGACGAGGACCACAGUCGUCAGGUUGGGUCAACCUCUCCCUGGCUUGUUGGGGCUUUCCACCCCAGCAACUAGACCUGUGACAGGGGAUAUCCAGAGGUGAGUGAGUGACUGGUCUAGACACAGCCAAACCCACAGAGCCAAAUACAGCAGAACCAUGUAGAGUCCCUUGGAGUACAUUAUGUUUCUAAACCACAGGAGGCUGCU